Molecule: messenger RNA, 593 nt
Organism: Hypomesus transpacificus
Lineage: Eukaryota; Metazoa; Chordata; Actinopteri; Osmeriformes; Osmeridae
Exons: 6
Coding region: 1-468 (155 amino acids)
Source: RefSeq, a predicted model, not a curated record
AUGUUGGACUUGGUCUCGACAAAGAAAAGCAGUUCUCGGUCCAUUAAGCGGCCUGGGCUUCGGCACCACAGAAAAGAGAACUUUGUUUGUCACUUGCCUGUGUCUCGCCAGCCCACGGAGAGCUGUGAGGAGGCCAUGCAUCCCAGAAAGCUAAAUAGCUCCACCACAGAGACCCCGAGCCACCAGGACCUGCACCGAGAGCUGCUACUCAGCCACAAACGAGGCCUGGUGUUGGAGGAGAAGCCCGAGCUGAAGAGAGUUCUGGAACAGAGGAGGCUGGAGCAGCACAGAGAGCAGGAGCUGGCCCUGCGGCCUCCAUCUGACCUGGAGACAGAGCUCCGCAAGAGGCAGCAGAGACUGCAGGAGUAUGAGGAGGAGGAGCUUAAGAGGAGGGAGACUCAGGAGAAAGUUCCAGAGUUCAUCCGUGUGAGGGAUAAUCUACGGCGUACGCAGGUGUCGGGGCAGUAAGGGUCACAAACUCUUACAUGCCCUGCAGUCUCUCCUAUGCCUCUCUCCCAUAACUCCCAUAAUCACUGCAGCAAACACUGGAAGGACAAUGCAACAAUGAGCACGACUGUGCUUCAUGUUUGUAU